UGGAUAUAUGUAGUACUAGCUCACCUCUAGCCUACAUGUAAACUUAACCUCAACUUUUUAUCUACCUAAUUGAAAACUGUACACAAUCCACUUACGAAUAAUAUUAUCUAUAAUUGUAUUUAGAAUUUACCCCUGUAGUGGGUAGACCUACUGAUUAGGCAUUUAACCUACAUGUACGUAUCAGAUCUUCCUGGAACAGUAUUUCAUUACUAUAACUGAACUGGAUAUUCAACACUUAUCUACAUGGAGUUAAUUAAAACAGGACGAGUCCUGUCAUGCUGCAACUACUAUUUCAAGAUGGGUUUUGGAGACCUACUACAACAAAAAUGUAGGAGCCCCGCCUUUGCAAGUGUGAGGAACUAUGCUGCCAGGAAAGGUUACAGAGAGGCCGCUAAAAAGAAGAAGGUGAAAACUGUUAUCCAAAAACAGGGUUGGAUUCCUCACAAUUUGAGGAAAAAAGAUGUUGAAGAAUUUUCUGGAGUAAAACGGUCAGAUGAACAUACUAAACGAGUAGCAAGUGACGAUGUUUGGGUGACAAGGUCCUAUGCAUGGAGGAUAUUUGAUUUCAAGGAAGCAGUGGAGUGUCAUAGGGAGACUCACCAUCCAACCAUAUAUAAUGUCCCAGAUGCCCAAAUAAACCUUUUCAUUGAGCUGAAUAUGACAACAGCCAAACCAACUAAGUUUGUAGAGAAGUUCCGUAAAAUGGCAAUCCUACCACACGUGUAUGAGCAAGAUGGUUUGCAAGAAAGAUCAAUCUUGGUGUUUUGUAAAACUCCAGAGCAGAAGGAAGCAGCAAGAGCUGCAGGCGCUAACCUUGUCGGAGGUACUGAAAUCAUCAAGGAUAUUGAGAAAGGAAAAGUCGUACUCCCAGAUUUCCGGUUUAUUCUUGCACAUCCUACUAUCCUACCUGAGAUGGUUACUAUUAGAGGUCUUCUGAAGAAGAAAUUUCCUAACGUCAAAUCAGGUACUUUGGGCCCAAAUGUCGAUGAACUGGUCUUAAAGUUCAAAAAUGGAGUUGAAUACUCCUGUGUAAGAGAUGAGAAGGAUCUUAGCUAUGGUUGGAUCAAUACUUCAGUUGGAAGGUUAAACAUGGACACAUUGAAGUUGGAAGAAAAUUUUCAAGCAUUAUUAAAAGACAUCAUUGAUGAAAAGCCAAAACGUCCUGGUCCAUUCAUCACAAGGGUUGUGAUGACCAGCCUUCCUUCGGUAGAGAAGUUCAAGAUAAACUUCGAGCCAUAUCUUCCUGUAGAUGAUAAUGCCGAUGGUGAAAGUUCUGACGAGGAUGAAGCUGUUCCAGUUAAAGCAUAGAUUGUACAGUAUAAUUAGUGUUUGAAGUAGACAAUUUACACCUACUUUCUAA
Messenger RNA from Homalodisca vitripennis (glassy-winged sharpshooter), 1360 nucleotides. It is a transcript of the gene mRpL1, whose product is annotated as 50S ribosomal protein L1. The coding region runs from base 244 to 1308 and encodes 354 amino acids. NCBI's taxonomy places the organism in Eukaryota, Metazoa, Arthropoda, Insecta, Hemiptera, Cicadellidae. The transcript is spliced from 9 exons. The record is from RefSeq and is a predicted model, not a curated record.